UUUUUACAUUAUUCAUGUAUUACUGCACAUUGUUUUUCAGCACUUGACAAUGUGGAUGCUGCUCUUGAAGAUGAUGGGGAUUAUCGAGCACUUUCAGAGAAAGAACAGAUGGAUUUGGAAAGACUUAUGGAACAGUGUGACUCUGCAGUCAGCAAUGCUGAGGCCUUUGCUGAACAACUGUCACGUGACCUCUCUGUCCUUGAUGGUGCUAACAUCCACAGUAUGAUGGCUUCAGAAGCUCAAGUUGAGGCCUUGAUGGUGAUGAUUGAUUCAGCUUAUACAGAAGCAGAAAAAAUUGAAACCCGACUAGAUUCCUAUGAUGAGAUCUUGUUACAUGUGAAAGACUCUAUUGAGAAAAUGGCAGACAAGAAUACAUCCAUUGAACAAACAAAUGCAAAUAACUCUAAGUUACUUGAAGAACUUGAUAGGUUGAUUAACCAGCUAGAUUUGCCAAGAAACUAUGUGAAAGACUUGUAUGAGCCAGACCUCAACAAGGCUGGCAUGCUUCCACAGGCAAUUCAGGCUGCAGCUGCCUUGCAGUUGGUCAUCAAUGCUCCAAUUUCUUCACAGCUUUCACAGUUACAGGCAGUUCAAGAUGAAAAGAAGAGAUUUGAUAAGUUGAGAGGCAGAUUCAGUCAAAUUGUAUCAAGACAUCUAAAUAAUCUCUUCAUUCAUUUGGGCAAUGAUCCAGGAGAAACAUUGAGCUUACAUGCUGAGCAGCUUACACUGCCUCGCCAUGGAAGUAUCCACACUGAGCUGCUUCCUUACACCCCACUCAUGCACUGGAUUCGAGCUCUUGAUCACCGUGCAUAUCAACAUCUAAACAAAACCUAUGCUACCUCCAUCAGCAAGCUUUAUGAACGUGAUAUAAGACUGUUCUUUGAGGAAGCAAGACAACGCAUCUCUGGUGGAAGGAGAUUACGUGGAAGUGGAUCAAGUCAGGAUAUUGCUAGCAUGUCAGGUGUGGCAGGAAAAUUGACAUCCCAAAUAAAGCAUGGAGCACAGACACUGGGAACACGCACCAACACUGGGGCACUGCUAGGUGUUGACCGUGACCAAUGGGGCUCAGAGCUUGACAUGCAAGAGAGACAAAAGUUUGAUGAGAUCUUUGAGCGUGUGCUAAGUGAACUGCAACCAGUUUGUCUUUCUGAGCAAGAAUUCUGCAUUGCCUUCUUCAACCUAAAUGCUACAGGUAAUGAGAAAGCACCAUCUUCAGUUGCCAGCACCCCAGGCUCUAGUGGAAGUGAAGAGAGCAGUGGGUCUGCAGGAACCUCAUCUGGUGCAGGGCUUAUAGGAACACCAGGGUCAGGGCAUGGACGGCCAUUCAAUAGAGAAGUGCGGUCAAUGAUGGCUGCACUUUUCACCACUCUUGAGCAGCAGCUUGCUUCAUUCAUAAAUACUUAUGACCGUGCUGACUCUUAUUGUUGUCUGUACAUAUAUGUACGUCUGAGUGAGCAUGUACUAACUGCCGAAGACACUGGUUCCUUCCUGUGUACUACAUUUGGAUCAUGUUUGGUGCAAGCAAAACGCAAUUUCGAUCGCUUCAUGAAUUCUCAGCUUCAGUCUAUCCAAGAAUGUCGUGUUGCAAGGAAGAAGUGUGGCAUCAUUCCAUUUAUUAUAAAUUUUGAGGAAUUUGCAAAAACAGCAGAAAGUGUGUUCAAGAAAAGUGAACGUCGGGCAGACCUAGACAAGUGGUAUGUUCGACUUGUCUUGGCAAUGUUUGAGUACAUACCAAGGGUAGCCAGUGAACACCAGAGAACUCCUCCAGAAGUGAUAAAAAUGGAGAAUUAUCAUGUCCUGCACCAGCUGAUGUUCCAACUCAAGCUUCCAGGAAUGGACACACAGAAGAAGGAGGCUAAACAGCGGUAUCAAGAGGCUCUCAGUGCUUACGUCACACAGUAUUUUGGCAGACCCCUUGAGAAGCUCAAUCAAUUUUUUGAUGGUGUGACAAAUAAAGUUGCCAGCGGAGUCAAGGAGUCAGAAGUUGGCUAUCAAUUAGCUUUCAGUAAACAGGAACUACGGAAAGUUAUCAAAGAAUAUCCUGGAAAAGAGGUGAAGCGAGGCUUGGACCAGUUAUACAAGAAGGUAGAGAAGCAUCUGUCCGAGGAAGGCAACUUACUCCAGGUUGUGUGGCGUGCCAUGCAAGAGGAGUUUAUCCGGCAAUAUAAGCUGAUAGAAGAUCUAAUACACCGCUGCUAUCCAGGGGCCAUGAUCAAUCUUGAGUUUUCAAUUGAUGAUAUUCUCAAUUAUUUCUCAGACAUUGCACUCUCUCAUUAAUUGAAAGUCAAACACUACUACUUUUGAACUUGUUUAUACAUAAAUUCACAACUUUGCCUGUUAUAUAUUUAAUGGAUUUUAAGACAUUGCAUUGAGGAGAUGUAAAUACAGUGGUCCCACGGUUAACGAACACAAUUCGUUCCAGAAGGUCGUUCGUUAACCGAAUCCAUUGUUUCAAUGGGAUAUUGAGUAAUUGGUUCCAGCUCCCCAAAAAGUA
This is a messenger RNA of Homarus americanus (American lobster), 2494 nucleotides long. RefSeq names its product exocyst complex component 1-like. The record is from RefSeq and is a predicted model, not a curated record. The transcript is spliced from 14 exons. Gene Ontology annotation, cellular component: exocyst; plasma membrane. NCBI's taxonomy places the organism in Eukaryota, Metazoa, Arthropoda, Malacostraca, Decapoda, Nephropidae. Gene Ontology annotation, molecular function: phosphatidylinositol-4,5-bisphosphate binding. The annotation marks the transcript as partial. Gene Ontology annotation, biological process: Golgi to plasma membrane transport; exocytosis.